Molecule: messenger RNA, 3116 nt
Organism: Zea mays
Lineage: Eukaryota; Viridiplantae; Streptophyta; Magnoliopsida; Poales; Poaceae
Exons: 16
Coding region: 729-2762 (677 amino acids)
Cellular component (GO): mitochondrial outer membrane
Molecular function (GO): ATP hydrolysis activity; ATP binding
Source: RefSeq, a predicted model, not a curated record
CUCAUUUCCCCACCCGCACAAACGCGCACACCCCACUUGGCGCUCCACCUCUUCGCUCUCCGACGACAGCCAGCGAGCGUGCGACGGGCGAUCAAUCGGGGCAGGCAUUCGAAUUCCGACGACGGCCAUGGAGCAGAGGAGCCUGCUGGUGUCGGCCCUGGGCGUCGGCGUCGGCGUGGGUCUGGGGCUUGCGUCGGCCAAGUGGGCAGUACAGCCGGCGCCGAACGGAGGCGACGGUCUCGGAGCCGGCGCCGCGGAGUUGGAGGCCGAGCUGCGGCGGCUGGUCCUGGACGGCCCCGAGAGCGACGUCACCUUCGACGAGUUCCCCUACUACCUCAGCGAUCAGACGAGGGAGGUGCUCAUCAGCGCGGCUUUCGUCCACCUCAAGAACGCGGAGCUGCUGAAGCACGUCCGGAACCUCUCCGCCGCCAGCCACGCCAUCCUGCUCUCCGGCCCCACAGAGGCCUACCUGCAGUCGCUCGCGAAAGCUCUGUCCCACUACUUCAAGGCGCGCUUACUAAUUCUGGACGCCACCGACUUCUCUCUUCGGAUCCAGAGCAAAUACGGGGGCUCCACAAAAGCCACGGUGGGUCACACAGUUCCAGAGCAUUUUUGCUGGAAAGAAUAAACGCUGAUUCAUCUCCUCGGAUCCUCCUUUUGUUUUUCUAACACGAGAUCCGGCGACACUGGCCCGCAAUCAAUCUGUGGCUGAGACCACGUUCGGGAGGAUGUCUGAUCUCAUUGGAUCCUUUAUGGCAUAUCCUAAGAAGGAUGGGCCUAUAGAAAAAUCGCUGCGUCGCCAGACAAGCAGCACGGAUUUAAGGACAAGAGGCUCUGACGGUUCUAGCAGUACGCCUUCGCUGAAGAAAAACGCCUCGGUAUCAUCCGACAUGAGCGACCUUGCCUCACAAGGUUCGGGAAAUCCAGUGAGGCGAACUGGUAGCUGGUGUUUCGACGAGAAAGUUCUGAUUCAGUCACUCUACAAGGUUAUGGUUUCUGUAUCUGAAAACGGUCCGAUUAUUCUUUACAUAAGGGAUGUGGACCAUUUCCUCUGGAAAUCGCAAAGAAUUCACUCGAUGUUCCAGAAAAUGUUGGCCAAGCUAUCCGGUCAAGUUUUGAUACUUGGUUCUCGACUACUCAAUCCUGACGCUGAUAACAGGGAUGCCGAUGAGAGGAUUAGUACCCUGUUUCCUUACCAUGUUGACAUCAAAGCUCCCGAGGAGGAGACCCAUCUAGACUGCUGGAAAAGCCAGAUUGAGGAAGACAAGAGAAAAAUCCAGAUGCAAGAUAACAGAAACCACAUCAUAGAGGUACUCUCGGCAAAUGAUCUAGACUGUGACGAUCUGAGCUCAAUCUGUGAAGCAGACACUAUGGUUCUCAGCAAUUACAUAGAGGAGAUCAUCGUAUCAGCUGUCUCCUACCACUUGAUUCACAACAAGGACCCUGAAUACAGGAAUGGAAAGCUCAUGCUAUCAUCUAAAAGUUUGUCCCAUGGUCUAAGCAUUUUCCAAGGUAGCCAUGGUGGGAAAGACACUCUGAAGUUGGAAGAAACGAAGGAUGGUUUGAAAGGAGCUCUUGGGUCUAAGAAAACUGAGACACUUCCGGUUGGCGAAGGUCCAGUACCGCUGCCAAAACCAGAAGUUCCAGACAAUGAGUUUGAAAAGCGUAUCAGACCAGAGGUCAUUCCGGCAAGUGAGAUAGGAGUGACAUUCGAUGACAUCGGAGCCCUGGCAGAUAUCAAAGAGUCUCUCCAGGAGCUGGUCAUGCUUCCUCUUCGACGGCCCGAUCUCUUCAAAGGAGGGCUCCUGAAGCCGUGCAGAGGGAUUCUGCUGUUUGGGCCACCUGGAACCGGGAAGACCAUGCUUGCCAAGGCUAUAGCGAACGACGCCGGCGCCAGCUUCAUCAACGUAUCCAUGUCCACCAUCACAUCGAAAUGGUUCGGGGAGGACGAGAAAAAUGUCCGGGCGCUGUUCAGUUUGGCCGCCAAGGUAGCUCCCACCAUUAUUUUUGUGGACGAGGUAGACAGCAUGCUGGGGCAGCGCGCUCGCUACGGCGAGCAUGAGGCGAUGCGGAAGAUCAAGAACGAGUUCAUGAGCCACUGGGACGGUCUCUUGUCAAAAACAGGCGAAAAAAUCCUCGUUCUCGCCGCGACGAAUAGGCCUUUCGACCUUGAUGAAGCCAUCAUCAGGAGAUUCGAGCGCAGGAUCAUGGUUGGGCUUCCAACUACGGAGAGCAGAGAGCUGAUCUUGAGGACGCUGCUUUCAAAGGAGAAAGUUGAUGAAGAUAUUGAUUUCAAGGAACUUGCGGCCAUGACGGAAGGAUACAGCGGCAGUGAUCUCAAGAAUCUCUGUGUGACUGCUGCUUACCGCCCUGUUAGGGAGCUCCUGAAGAUAGAAAGAGAGAGGGAACUGGAGCGAAGGGAAAAGGAGUCAAAAGACAAGGCGGCGGCGGCGGAGAAUUCAGAAGCCCCGGAGAGUGAGAAGAAGGAGAGCUCAGAAACCAAAGAAGCUCGGAAGAGCACGCAGAGUCCAGAAGGCGGCGGCAAAGGCGACGAGGGUCCAGACAGCAAGGCGGAGGGCGAGAAGGAAGCGGCCGUUGUUGACCUUAGGCCACUGACGAUGGAAGACCUGAGGCAGGCAAAGAACCAGGUUGCAGCGAGCUUCGCCGCCGAGGGUGCCGUGAUGAACGAGCUCAGGCAGUGGAACGACCUGUACGGCGAAGGGGGGUCCAGGAAGAAACAGCAGCUGACCUACUUCUUGUAGAGGUGAAGCAUUUGGCAGGUGGUGGAGAGGAACAGAGCUGGGCAGACGGUGGACCCAUACUUGAUGAACCGAGCAUGGUUUCUUCAAGACGUGACGUGGGCAUGACGCAUAGUACUAGUCUUUGAGGUUCCAGGAUCCAUGAGAUGAGAUGAGGUCGAUGGUCAAUUUGUAGGAUCAUGAACUAUUAUUCUUUUACAUGCAUUUGUACAUGAGCGCUAGACUGGUUAUGUAUAUCUGGAUUGAUUGAACAGCUCUUGUGUUUGAGGGUCAUUUUAGCUUCUCGUAGACUGCUGUAAUUAUAUCAUAUAUAGUGAGUAUAUAUAUUCAUAGCGCAAUGAGCACAAUAUUUGAGUA